Messenger RNA from Geodia barretti, 5047 nucleotides. The record is from the annotation of a GenBank genome assembly. Lineage: Eukaryota; Metazoa; Porifera; Demospongiae; Tetractinellida; Geodiidae.
GGCGAUCGGUAGCUUGAUUAGUUUGCGACCCACCCCAAAAAGCGUUACUUUUGUCGGGAGUUUUUCGUGUACAAGUAGUGGUAAACUCUCCACUAUACAGUUAGUGAUCAGUUUAGUAUAAAGUCUUUCUAGUUGUGGACAAAGAUUGGGAGAGAGACCGACACGGACCUGUCGCAAUGUGCCGUCGUGCGUCAAUCUCCGGCAGCGUGUUGUCGGCGGCACUUCUACUCCUUACGCUCCUCUCUGCCGCUUCUCUCGGCGCUGGAGAAGAGCUGCCCUGUGACCCUCCCUGUGGCGUGAACGGAGAGUGUGUGGCCUACUUGGGAAACCUCUCUUGCCAAUGUAUUGGUAACUGGAGUGGUUCAGAUUGCUCCGUCUCAAUCUGUGAAAAAGACAAUCCUUGUCUCAAUAAUGGGACGUGCUCCUAUAACCCGGCGGAUCCCUCCCAGUUCCUGUGCUCCUGCAAUCUGCCUUACUUUGGGGACACUUGCCAGUACACCACUGAAGUGAACAAUGGACCCAACUCUUGUGAGGUGGGCAAUCCCUGCAAUGGAUCUACUUGCUACAACCUUGCCAGUGGCGGACACCAGUGCUUCUGCAUGGACGGGAAAUGGGGCGUCGGUUGCAAAUACACCGUAUGUGAGAUUAUGGAGAAACACCUCUUGCCCCCUGCCCGACGAUCGCUGUGCCUGGAAACAAGACUUGUGCAAUGGCCGCGGUACGUGCAUCUGGGACGAUGAUUUCGACACUACUUACCGUUCACGGUGCCUGUGUGAGCCGGGCUGGGACAGUUCCAACAACUGUCGUAAGGCCAACGGAGUGAGGAUGCAGUGCAAGAACAACGGAGCGUGCGGGGACUAUGGAGAGUGCGUUUACAUCUUACCGGAGGAUUAUGAUGGGGAGGACGAGGAGCUGAUAUUCGAGGACUAUGAGUGCAUCUGCGACGGAGAGCAUCAAGGCAGGAACUGCUCAGAGUCGUUCGACAUAUGCAGUCCAGACCCCUGCGUGUCUGGCACCUGCAACGCCACUCAUGACGGUCACUAUUUCAAGUGUAUCUGCCCGCACAAUCGAACGGGCCACCUCUGUGAGAAUUUCAUCGAUCCUUGUGCCUCGCUCGCCUGUCAGAACGGCGGGAACUGCACAACUCUUGUACCUCCCAACCCGGACGGGAGCUACAGCAGCCCCGAAGCCUGGUGCUCCUGCUGUACCGGGUUCACCGGAGGACGCUGCGAGAUGUCGACCGAUAAUCACACCCUCUGUCGACCGAACCCCUGCAGAAAUGGUGGCAAAUGCCAGCUACUGUCUGAUACCUCGUACAAGUGUGAAUGUGGGGAGGAGUACACGGGGGUAAACUGCGAGCUACCGAACCUCUGCCAUGAGGGGCAGACCACUUGCAACUCGGACACCACGGAAGUUUGUCUUGUGGCGCAGGACGACGGUGAAGUGAAGCAGGUGUGCAUCUGUACCGACGGUUGGGGUGGCGACACUUGCACUGAAGAUGUCGACGAAUGUCUGGGUAGCUCCGCCCCGCUCUGUCUGAACGGAGGAACGUGUGUUAACAAUCUCGGAGGACACUCGUGCCGCUGUACCCCGGAGUAUACGGGACCGGAGUGCAAGGACUACGUACCCCAGCCGGUCAACUGCAGCUCGACCAAUCAGAUGUGCAAGAACGGAGGGGAGUGUAUGGACCAGGGCCCCGGUGUGAUGGUCUGCAACUGCACUAAAGGAUUCACUGGGGAUUUCUGCGAAAUAGUCGCUUGCCAACACGAUUACUGCGAGGAGCGGGGCCGGAACAGCCAGUGUGAUUUGGAAUGUUUCAACGAAGAGUGUGGAUAUGACGGAAGGGAAGGUCUGUGUCUCCCGAACAACACCCAGGAUCCCUGGGAGAACUGUCCUCAACCGGCUCACUGCCGCCAGAGAGCCAACAACAGCCAGUGUGAUCCUGAUUGCAACACCAGAGACUGUCUCUAUGACUUCCACGAGUGUGUGCCUUCGCCAGAGGAGUGCCCUGCCGAUAUAACGGCGAACACCCCUUCACCCACGCACACGCAGCUCAGGGAUAGAGUGGUGGUGUACAUUCUGGGCUCGGCUGGCCAGACUCUCUCUCAGAACAAAGACGCCCAGAGACGAUUCGAGGAGGCCAUUGGCGCCAUCACCAACACAAACCCAGUCAUCGAGACCGUCGAACUGCUCAGCGAAAAGCAGGGAGAGGAGGAAAAAAUAGACGUGCCCGAGGGACAAAACCUCUAUCGGGUGACACUGAGGUUGGACACGGAGUACUGCUCUGACCAGUGCAUAAACUCAGUAGAAGAGGCGGUAAAGUUCUUGAACGCGUACUAUGCAUCUGGGAACAAGGAUAUUGCCGGGUUCAGCUAUGUCAGGAGCGAUACAGCUGAAGAAGGUCCAACCGAAGGUCCAACCACAGGAACCACCAGCUCUACAGUCACUGCCAUUGUCGUCACCUUCAUAGUAGUCGCCUUCCUGGGUGUCUUUGUGGUCGGAGGUGUCCUCGUCGGCAAGAAGCGAAAAGUCAUCCGAGCAAAGAUCUUCUACCCGGGCCAGUCUCAAGUCGAUGAUUCCACCCACGACAGAUCCCCGCCCAACAAGAAGAGGAAGGUGGCCCAAACGGACCUGGCCUCCGGAACACUUGUCAGCAGCACCGAGGAGUCCUCCAUUACCUGUGCCACAUGCAUAUUCGCUCGAGGGCUUCCUGUGCGUCGGGGGACUACAUCAGAGAUGGUUCCAAAGCUGCAAAAAUGGAAGGGAUCGUCUAAGAUCACCUGGGCCGACUACAAGGUGCCCGUGGGUGACUCCCCCGGUCACGACCCCUCAGACGUGGCAGUCGUCUCCCAGAUCGGGAAGGACUCGCGAAAGUGGAACUACCUGCACUACAGCGCCGUGCGCAACCCCGAGAUAAUGCGGGGACUUCUAGAGAAAUGCCGCGGAGACGACUCCAAGAAGUGGGACGUUAACACCCCAGGCCCCGGAGGGUACACCCCGCUCAUGCUGGCCGUCACCCAAAAGAGCUCCGACAGCUUCCCCCUCCCGUCUCGCAGCAGCAGCUCGUCCGAGUCAUCUGGCGAGCAUACCGAACACAACGGUCUCCUCUUCUCUCCCAUGACAAAGGCGAUGCAGUUUGUCCCUCACUCCGAUACCAGCAGCCCCUCUGGCUCUUUCACCGGUUCUCCCUUCAACUGCUCCGUGGACGUUCUCCUCAGCACCAGGGUGAAGCUGGACGCUACGAAUGACUACGGUCGUACUGGGCUCCACCUCGCCGCCGUGUGUGCCCGCGGGGACUACGUGAAGAAGCUACUCGCGGCAGGGGCAAACCCGAACGUCCAGGACAACUGGGGUCAGAGUGCACUCCAUCGCUGCAAUCGGAGCUGCUGCCGAGGGAGCCUUUCAGAUAUCAAUCUAAAGAGCGACGGAGGGAUCACCCCUUUGAUGGACGCCGUGAAGACCACCAACAUGUACAUGGUGAAGCAGCUUGUCAAGAAAAACGCCGACAUAUCUCUCGCUGACUAUGAAGGUCGUACUGCAGUGCACUGGGCAGCCAUGACGGAGAAUGUAGAGGCCCUGAAGCUGCUGAUCAGGCAAGGCCCAGACACCAUCAAGGACACGCAGGAUAACAAGGGUCAGACGGCGCUGUUCCUGGCCUGCAGGGAGGGAGCCACCGAGUGCACCCGCCAUCUUCUGGACGUCUUUGCCAACGCCACUCUUCUCGACAACCUGGACCGAUCUCCAAUGACGAUUGCCUUUGAGCGCCAACACCUGUAUAUCAUGGAGAUGCUCAAGUCUCACGGGCCGUACCACUACCAGCUCCCAGCCAGCGGACGACACGGAACAACCGUUCCCCACCACGUCCAGAUGGCUCACCAGCACCACGAGAUGGCUCUGAGGCAGCAGCAGCAGAUGUCCCAGCAGCAGGCGUACGCGGCCUACCCCCACCCCCCAACCUCCCACCACAACAUGAUGGUGGAGAUGCAGUCAAUGCCUCCGGCUCUGGAGCACUACCCCGGACCGGAGAUGCAGCUGCCUCCACGCGGCCAGACCUUUGGGGAUGUGGGGUACCCCGUGUCUUCUUCCAUGGACCUCGGACUCCCGGGGAGUGCCUCGUUCAAACAAAUGAACACCUCUCUCUUUUUCUCGAACCACGCCACCGAGAAUGGCGGAGUCCACACCCCCACUGCUGCCAUUCCUCAACAUUUCUACCCUCCCUCGACCUCUUCCCAGCUUCCAGUGACCUCUGCCGAGCAUCCUUCCCCUCCUACCACCUACCACCAGCACUCGUCUCCUCCAACUCUAGUGCCAACCACCAUGUCUGAUCUCCAACCCACUGCCAUCCCCACCAGCUACUCCCAGCCUCACCCCGUCUCCUGCGGGGUAGACCCCACCACCGCCUCUUACUCCGCUUACCCCACCUCCGCGGGGCAUUUCCCGGUCACGAGCAGCACCAGUGACUCCGAGCAGAGGAUGGUGAGCGAGCUCAUCACCUCCAUCUCUGACUCUUCUCCUCCUCAGCAGCAGCUACACUCACCACCUCAACAGCAACCGCACAGUGCCAGCUCCGUACACUCUAAUAGGAGCCCAUCAGCCUUCUACCCCUCUCCACCUAAUUCAGACACUCUUCAACACUCGUCGGAAGUGGCCCAGCAGAACGGGUUAAUGGCAGGGGCUUACCACCAUGCCAGUCCGCCAAGCCUCACCCCCUCUCCCGAGGGACGAGACGAGACUCAACAUAACAUUACGACAAUAGAGGGUCUAGUUCAGCAGCACGACUACCCCAGUGUGCUGUACGGAGGGGCUGCUGACUCCUAUAAUUACGGUGGUAUCAGGUUUACACAGGACUACAGUACUGAAACCACCGUAUAGAUUGAGUACACAUGCACUGAUUAUAUAUAGAGCACAUUUUCUUGUCACACUGUUGGAUUGUCAUCAUUCUAUUACUGAAAUAAAACACCUAUGUUGUUGUACCAUUCACAUUCAUUGUACAUUCCCUUUGCUGUUCUCUAAUGAAACUUUUGAAGAAUGUGUCUUGAAUGCAUAA